Molecule: messenger RNA, 1271 nt
Organism: Glossina fuscipes
Lineage: Eukaryota; Metazoa; Arthropoda; Insecta; Diptera; Glossinidae
Exons: 2
Coding region: 78-1271 (397 amino acids)
Source: RefSeq, a predicted model, not a curated record
UUAAUUUGGCCCGUUUGCAUUUUUUUCUAAAUUGCGAAUUGCUGCUUAUUUGUGAUAUUUCUAUUGCCGCUGGUAAAAUGAAUUCAGAAAAAGAACAUGCAGAUGAACAAAAUUUAAAUAGAGACUCAAUUCAGGCACAAACCUUAAGAAAAUCGUGCCGUAUUCCACGUAAAAUUAUUUGGAAUCCGUCCCCUGAGAAGGAAACUUUUCGUACAGUUGUUGUAAACUAUCAUUUUGGUAACAGGCGGAAGAGUCCUGGUUCUAACGUUAAGAAACGUGAUACCUGGAGUCAAAUGAUUGCCGCUUUAAAUGCUAAAAAGGAAUUGAAAACCGAAGAAGAAGGGGGAGAUGUUUACAAUCUACGUGGGCUUUAUCAGAUGUCUGUAGAUGAACUCGUGACCGAUACUAGUUCAACAAUUUGCGAGCCACGUACUUCCAAGACCGUAAUGCCUCCUAUGUGUUGCAAAAAAAGUGUUUCAAACGAAGAAAGCCGUCAAAGUAUUAAGGUUGAAAUUUAUAACAUGCCACCGCGACAAGAAGUGGAAAGUGAAGACCAUCAAAAGAGCCAAUUAUCUAAAUCUGAUAUGAGUUGCAAUCGUCCGUUGAUAACAACUUCUAACGAAAAUUCAAAAUCUGAUUCCUGUUGUACAUGUACUACACGAUCGAUUAAAAGCGAUCAUAGUUCCCAUACGGUUAAAGUGGAAAUAUUUAAUUUACCGCCGCUCCAAGAAGCUCAUGCCGAAGACACGAAACCUAAAAUUGGUCAAAUUUUAUCACAAGAUGCCGAAAUUAUUGUCAUAAGCGAUGAAGAUGAGGAAGAAGAGUUAAUGAACAGAAAGCCGGAAACAUCAAUUUUAGACGUGAAGCCCGCUCAGCAAGAUAUAGUGAAGGCGCUAAAAAAAUUAGCAGAAGCUGCACAAACUACAUGUGAUAUCUGUGUGAGUGCCAGCAAAUCAACUCAAAAACCUGAAUCUCGUAUAGAAGUGCCGACGCAAACAAUUCCAUCAAUUAAAAUGGAACAAAAAAUAAAUCAAAUGCCGUCAUCUUCAUCGCCGAAAAUGAACGGAAAAUCUACUUCUCCCACCUUCAAACAGCGUCAAUUGGAGUUACAUCGCUUAAGAGUGCAGGUAGAAAAAAAGCGUUUGCAGUUACUUGAAAUGAAACUGGAUAGAGAGCGGGAUGAAACUACACGUGAACGCUUAUUAUUUGAAAAAGAAUUGGACAUGAGAAGGUCACUCUUCAAAAAUUUGUUAGAUGAAAAGGAUGCGUAA